Messenger RNA from Bipolaris maydis ATCC 48331, 1080 nucleotides. RefSeq lists its product as uncharacterized. NCBI's taxonomy places the organism in Eukaryota, Fungi, Ascomycota, Dothideomycetes, Pleosporales, Pleosporaceae. The record is from RefSeq and is a predicted model, not a curated record.
AUGGAGUCGGAGCCGGGCGUGGACGUGGACGAGGACGUGGACGAGGACGGGGAGCGGCCAGAAGCAAUGCAGCAGGUGCGAGCAGGACGCGAUGGAGGCUGGGUGAAUUGCAAUGGCAAUCAAUUCAUUCGCAUCUGGAGCAAGCCAAUCUUGCCGAAACCGGACGGAGUUAUAGCCAGCCAGCAGGCGGCUUGGGGCAGCGGUUUCAAGCAGGCUACAGCAUGCGAGCCAGGCCGGUGUGACUCUGGCUUUGAGACAGACUGGCGGCCAUGUGCUAGCGGACCAGACAAAGAGGGUGUGCGGUUGGCGCGUGCCAUGGUGCGAUCCAGCCCAUGCCAUGGCUGCCCUCAAGCCCCCUCACCCUCGCCCACCAGGCGCGCGCGGCCGGGAGCGGACAGCGACAGCGAGCAGAGAACAGCGGCGAGGCUGACCAAUGCCCUCAGCCAGCCGACAUGCCGGGCGCACAUUGCAGUCAGAGAGAGCCGUCACGGCCUCUGCCUAUGCGCCCCCCCCGGCUGGGCGGUGACGGCCCCCGUAACCGUAAUCUCUCAGUACAGCAUGCCCCAUUUCCGCUCCUCCAUCCAUCCAGGCAAUUACAAAGUGCCUGCCCUCUCCAUACGCCCUCGCGCGCUUCCGCCCAUUGCGCCCGCCCAGCAGCCCAUUGAGCCCGCCAGCGCUGCUGCUUUUGCCAUUGUCCCCUCGACCCGCCCGCCAGUGUGCGCGGACAAGGCCCGACGGGCGUGUGGGAGCCUGCAAUGGCACAUUCCCACCCUCUCUCGGCUUCCGGUGGACGCGCUGGGCCACACGGGCGUCCGUCAUCACACUCGGCUGCCCUUUUGUCUACGACUAGGCCAGCUGCUAUCCUGCCCGAGUACCGUACAUGCGGCUAGUCGGUCUGACCGCCAUGGGGGGUUGUGCAGACAUGACCAUGGCUGCAAGGCCAAUUCACACCAACUGCCUGUCUUGGCCCCGUGGCUGACGACGGCCAUGGCGAGCAUGGCCAAGGGGGAGGGCGGCCCUGCUGGUCGCCCGUCAGCGGCGGCUGCCGACAAAGCUGCUGCCCACGGAAUUCCAUUCUAG